AUGAUCCAAGCCGCUCAUGUUGGUGUUGGUAUCAGCGGCGUCGAAGGUCUUCAAGCCGCUCGAUCCGCUGAUGUGGCGAUUGGUCAGUUUCGAUUCCUGCGAAAGCUCCUUUUGGUUCACGGGGCGUGGAGUUAUUCUCGCAUCAGUCGAGUUAUCCUAUACUCUUACUACAAGAACAUUACGCUUUACAUGACUCAAUUCUGGGUAAGUUUGCUCUCUGAUCCUACUUUGGCGAUGGCUGACCUUUUCCAGUACUCUUUCCAAAACGCAUUCUCCGGUGAAGUCAUCUACGAGUCCUGGACACUCUCCUUCUACAACGUGCUGUUCACUGUAUUGCCUCCAUUCGCGAUGGGAAUCUUUGACCAGUACAUUUCCGCUCGAUUGCUUGAUCGCUACCCGCAACUAUACCAACUAGGCCAGAAGGGAAUCUUCUUUAAGAAGCACAGCUUCUGGGCCUGGAUUUUGAAUGGAUUCUUCCAUUCUCUGAUCCUCUACAUCGUGUCCCAGCUGAUCUUCUUCUGGGAUCUCCCUAUGGCCGAUGGUAAAGUCGCCGGUCAUUGGGUCUGGGGAGAAGCACUUUAUACCGCUGUGCUCGCUACGGUCCUGGGCAAAGCCGCCUUGAUCACCAACAUUUGGACAAAGUACACUUUCAUCGCCAUUCCAGGAUCAAUGUUCCUUUGGCUUGUCUUCCUCCCCGCGUAUGGUUAUGCGGCCCCGGCCAUUGGCUUCUCUCGUGAAUACUACGGCACUAUUCCUGUUCUCUUCAAAUCCCCCAUUUUCUACCUGAUGGCCGUCGUCUUGCCUUGUGUGUGUCUUCUUCGUGACUAUGCCUGGAAGUACGCCAAGCGCAUGUACUACCCACAGCAUUACCACCACGUUCAAGAGAUCCAGAAGUACAACGUGCAAGAUUAUCGCCCCCGGAUGGAGCAGUUCCAAAAAGCCAUCCGGAAGGUGCGGCAGGUCCAGCGCAUGCGCAAACAGCGUGGCUACGCCUUCUCCCAGGCCGACGAUGGUGGUCAGAUGCGUGUUCUCAACGCUUACGACACCACUCGUAGCCGUGGUCGGUAUGGUGAGAUGGCUAGUUCAAGACCUAUGGCGUGA
Messenger RNA from Penicillium salamii, 1101 nucleotides. The record is from the annotation of a GenBank genome assembly. Lineage: Eukaryota; Fungi; Ascomycota; Eurotiomycetes; Eurotiales; Aspergillaceae.